AUGGAACUUUCCAAAGGAGCAACUUCUAAUAUUACCAUACCUUUGGCAGCUAAUAAUAACAAUGGAAAUGUUCAAAAAUGUGGAAAGAAAUCGAAGAACAGAAGACAACAACAAGGUGCUUGGAGAUUUAGGAAAAUUACUAUGAUUUCCGUUGUUUCCUUGUAUAUCUUUUUAAAGAAUGAUUUAGAUAUACAAUUUAAUAAUAGAUUUUCAAGAAAUUUAUUACAACUAGAAGAAGAAAAUGUGACAAAGAAUGAAAAUCAAGGAGCGCAAGUACUUGAUGGCGAAAAAUUAUUAACCAAAGAGAACGAAGAAAAUAUAUAUGAAGAUGUGAAUAAUAAUAAUACCCCUUCUGUUGAACAAGAAAAAGUAGAGAAUACGCAUAAUGAUAACUUAAAUAAUAUGGAUCUUGGUGACAGAUCUCAAGAAUUAGAUAACGGGAGCAAUGUGGAUGACGAUGAAAAUGAUAAUAAUACAGAUUUGAGUGAGGGAGCUACGGGUGAAACAGAAAAGACAAGGACUCUUGAAGAUAAUGAGAAUGAGGAUGAAGAAAAUUUAAAAAUGGAUUCUUCUAGUGAGAAAAAUGCAGAACAAAGGAACACCGCACUGUCAGAUCUAUCUAAGCAUAUUUCUAGAAAUGCUGUAGCCUUUAUUAAGAAAAGAGGUUUUGCUUCAUAUGGAAUGGACAGGAAUGUACAAAAUACUAAAUCAGAAACAUGUAAUUCAGGUGAAGAUAAUAAAGAUGAUGUUUUAAAUAGAGACAAUACUGAUAUUUCAAGGAGUAAGAAAGAUUUAUCAAAAUAUAUUUUAAAGACUGCGCCCCUCGAGAACAACACUGAUAUUAAUGUAUUACAUGUUUUAAUGGAUAGUGCAAACGAUCCUUUAAAUAACGAAUUAAUGUGCCCCAAAAUAAGCAACGUUAAAGAUGUAAAUGAGGAUGGAGAAAUUACAGGAAAAAUUAAAAAAAACAAAAAAAAAGGUGCGGCUGUACCGCCUAAUGUUGCAGGUGAUGAUGACUUUUUUAGUGAGAGUUGUAACAUGACAGAAAAAAAGAAAAAAAAAAAAAGAAAAAGAAAAAAAACAUGUAAAAUGUUAAGAAGAGUAAAACGUUAUGAAAAAGAUUUAGAAAAGUAUUUUCCAAAAAUAAUUAGAUAUAUUCCUGAAUAUUCAACAGAUAACGCAUAUAAAAUGCACAAAUUGAUAUUUGGAGAUAUCGAACAUAAUAGCAAUGUUGGUGCGUACAGUACAAGUACGUAUUGUUAUGAAAUAACUGAUUUUGAUGAGAGAUUACGUGACUCUACUAUAAAGAAAAUGAUUGAUAAUUUAGAUCAUGUUCCAGAUAAGCAAGAUAUGUUCUCUAUAUGGUGGCAAGUUGUGAGAAAUGAGAAAUAUAAAUAUAUCAAUGUUCAAAAUCAUUUAAGACAAAUUUUUCAUGAUAUGAAAAAUGAAGGUGAGAUAGCAAAUUGUGUUCUUAACGAAAGAUGGCUAGAAUGCCAAGAACUCGCUGAGAAAAAGUUUGGACUACUCUUUACAGAAAUACAAAACAUGUGCUAUGAAAUGAUUAAAAAUGAUAAUAUUACACUCCCUGUAUUUAAAGAAUAUAUAAACAGCCUCAGAACAUUAAUUGCAGAUAUUUCUGAAAAUGUACAAGCAGAAGGUACAAACAUUUUAAAAGCACCAUUUGUUUCAAAAAAAGAUAUACCACAAGUAAGUAAGGGUGCAAAAUACUGGUUGAAAUGUUUCUUCAACUGA
Molecule: messenger RNA, 1752 nt
Organism: Plasmodium malariae
Lineage: Eukaryota; Apicomplexa; Aconoidasida; Haemosporida; Plasmodiidae
Product: Plasmodium exported protein, unknown function
Exons: 2
Coding region: 1-1752 (583 amino acids)
Source: RefSeq, a predicted model, not a curated record